Molecule: messenger RNA, 5175 nt
Organism: Oncorhynchus masou masou (cherry salmon)
Lineage: Eukaryota; Metazoa; Chordata; Actinopteri; Salmoniformes; Salmonidae
Gene: mark2b
Product: MAP/microtubule affinity-regulating kinase 2b
Exons: 20
Coding region: 1099-3456 (785 amino acids)
Biological process (GO): microtubule cytoskeleton organization; protein phosphorylation; intracellular signal transduction
Cellular component (GO): cytoplasm
Molecular function (GO): protein serine/threonine kinase activity; ATP binding; tau-protein kinase activity
Source: RefSeq, a predicted model, not a curated record
UUCCGGUAUCGGGCUCGAUUGUGUGCAUUAGGCUCCAUUUGCUAGUGCCACUCGGGCGCAGCUCGUUCGUUGACACUCAAACCCUGUUGCCAAUUUAAUCGAUUUAUUAUUAUUUUUUUUAAACACAACUUGAUUUCUUCAGCGGCUCUCACGGAAAUAAACACCGUAUUCAGGGAUCGGACCGCGCAGGGCUGCAGUGCAGCAUUUGAAACGACCUUUAUUAAAAUCACGAAGACGGGAAGCGAUUUCCGUGGAUGUAUAAAUAUGUUGUAGAUUGUGUUUAGUUGCUAGAUAACUAGCUGACUAUCCACAAGUGUACAUGGACUAAUCAACCGUUUCUGAUUUCCUUGCUAAGUAGCACACUAACGUUUCAUUAGGCCAGGUGGUGGUUUAGUUCACCGGCUAUUGGAGAAUAACGUCGAGUUUCUAUUUUUAUAAUCAACGUUGCUGGCUAGCCCCGAAAGCUUUAUUUAUAUAUAUAUAUAUUUAACGUUAUAUACGUCGGGUUGAGCGUGGGGCUAACUUGGCCUGAAGUUGAAGUCCUCGGUUUUUUUUAUUUUUUAACCAUAACCCCCCCCCCCCCAUUAACGUUACCUGGUGAGAUUUCCGUUAAACGUUGUCAUUGAAUGGGGGGGAAAAAGCUGGCUGUAGACUUUGACACUGAUAAACUUUCACGUAGGAUGUGUGCUUCCUCAUAUGUAGCCACUACUUGCCGACGGUAAUGUGUUGUUUUUUAAACAUUUUAUUAACGCGAACUGUAGCUGUUGUUGUCUAGCUAGACAACUCAUAGCUAAUGCUGGAGGCUAGCCAUCUGAGACCUAUCUGCUAGCCGUGUGUUACCGGUAGAAAUAGUAAUACCCAGGGGGUUCAAACGGUUGAACUCUGGACCCCCCCCCUCCUCCCGUUUCCCUGUGUUGACAUGGGAAACAUGUACGACUGAAGGACUCAACUUGUUGAUCACACAUUGUGUGUGUGUCUAACACACAGAUAAGCUAGUAGACGGUGUUUUUUUUACCACUGCUAGCUAAAUGAACACAAGAUCCUGAAACUAUAUUCGUCUUCCCCCCUCGACACUUAUUUUCUACAACAUCCCUGAAAAUGUCGGCCAGGACGCCAUUGUUGGCCGUCAUUGAAAAUUCGUCAGGUGGCCAGGACACCAAGGCGGGGGGCCGUCCCAGCAUGCCGCGAUGUCGGAACUCGGUUGCCACGACAGCGGAAGAGACCCCUCACAUCGGUAACUAUCGGUUGCUGAAGACCAUUGGCAAGGGAAACUUCGCAAAAGUCAAACUGGCACGCCAUGUCCUUACCGGGAAAGAGGUGGCUGUUAAGAUUAUUGAUAAAACACAACUCAACUCUUCCAGUCUGCAGAAGCUCUUCCGAGAAGUGAGAAUCAUGAAGCUGUUGAAUCAUCCUAACAUAGUGAAGUUAUUUGAGGUGAUCGAGACGGAGAAGACAUUGUACCUGGUCAUGGAGUAUGCCAGUGGAGGGGAGGUGUUUGAUUACCUGGUCGCUCAUGGGAGGAUGAAAGAAAAGGAGGCGCGUGCCAAAUUCAGACAGAUCGUGUCAGCGGUCCAGUACUGUCACCAGAAGUGUAUUGUCCACAGAGAUCUGAAGGCUGAGAACCUACUCCUGGACUCUGACAUGAACAUCAAGAUAGCAGACUUUGGCUUCAGUAAUGAGUUCGUAAUGGGCAGUAAGCUGGACACGUUCUGCGGCUCUCCUCCCUACGCCGCCCCGGAGCUGUUCCAGGGGAAGAAGUACGACGGGCCAGAGGUGGACGUCUGGAGCCUGGGGGUCAUCCUGUACACGCUGGUGUCAGGGUCGCUGCCCUUCGACGGACAGAACCUCAAGGAGUUGAGAGAGCGCGUGUUGAGGGGGAAGUACCGUAUUCCGUUCUACAUGUCAACAGACUGUGAAAACCUACUGAAGAAGUUCCUGAUCCUCAACCCCACCAAGAGAGGCAGCCUGGAGCAGAUAAUGAAGGAUAGGUGGAUGAAUGUGGGUCAUGAAGAGGAGGAGUUGAAACCGUACAUAGAGCCCAUGCCUGACUACAAGGACCCCAAGAGAACAGAGAUCAUGAUCCAGAUGGGUUACUCCAUGGAGGAGGUGCAGGACUCGCUGGUCAACCAGAAAUACAACGAAGUCAUGGCCACGUAUCUACUACUGGACUACACAAACCACGAGCUGGAUGAGGGUAUCAUUAAGCCCCGCCCAGGAAAUGAACUCUCGAAAAGUAGCGCCCCGUCCCCGCCCAGCAAGGUGCAGCGCAGCGUAUCGUCCAACCAGAAACCCCGCAGAGCCACUGACCAGGGGUCUUCUGCCAGGGGGCGUGGUCAGGGAGACAACAAGGAGGAUUCUGGGAGGAAAGGAUCUGGCAGCUCGGCCAAAGUUUUGACCAGCCCGCUGGUCUCUGACCGCAAGAAGAGUGCCACACCCUCAACCAAUAGCAUAUUGUCGGGACGCAGCAGAAACUCUCCUCUCACUGAGAGAGCUUCGCUGGACCAGGGGGUACAGAACGGCAAGGACAGCCUGAACACCCCCGGGUCCCGAGCCUCCACCUCGUCUGCUGCUGCCAUCCUCUCCUCUUCCUCCUCUUCCUCCCGUCCCCGCCAACACAAGUCCCUGUCCACCUCCAACCACCCCUGUCCGCCUCCCGGCCCUGACUUCCACGCACUGCACCACCGGCCCAGCACUCCCCACCAGAGACCACCUGGCGCGUCCCCCUCAGCCCACAACAUCAGCAGCUCCGCGGUGACGGACCGGACCAACUUCUCCCGGGGGGUGGCCAUCCGCAGCACCUUCCACGCAGGACAGCAGAGAGGUGCCAGAGACCAGCAGGGUUCUCCGGGGGCGCCAGUCUCCCCCUCCCUCAGCCACGGCAACAGCCAGACCAGAAGACCUGGGGCCACCGGUAUCUUCUCCAAGUUCACCUCCAAAUUCGUACGCAGAAAUCUCUCCUUCAGAUUUCUGAGAAGUCCGUAUGAGGGAGAGGGUCAGGAUGAGGAAAGCAGGUCAAUGCUGAGCAGCACCGUCGACAAAUCGGAGAAGAGCGGCGUCCUAGGCUCCUCCCACAGCGGCAGCGGAGACGAGAACAAGGAUAACUCCUCCCCCGUUUCCGGUACCGCCACCCCGCCACCGAAGGACCCGUCGACCAAACCGCGUUCCCUCCGGUUCACCUGGUCCAUGAAGACCACGUCCUCUUUGGAUCCCGGGGAGAUGAUGAGAGAGAUCCGGAAGGUUCUAGAAUCCAACAGCUGUGAGUACGAGCUGCGGGAGCGCUACAUGCUGCUGUGCAUCUUCGGGAAUCCUUCCCGCGACGACUUCGUCCAAUGGGAGAUGGAGGUGUGCAAGCUGCCCCGCCUCUCACUGAACGGCGUGCGCUUCAAAAGGAUCUCCGGGACGUCCAUCGCGUUUAAGAACAUCGCGUCGAAGAUCGCUAACGAGCUCAAACUGUGAGACGGAGCGAUGAGCGGUUUUACACGUGGAUAGAGAGGAAUGGAGAGAAGAAGAGACUGAAUGAGAAGGAUGUUGUACUGGGUAGGUGGGAGGGGUUCAGUGUUUGACAAGUUAAUGGGUGGAGUGAAUGUUCUAAAUGGGGGUGGUUCUGUCUAGUUUUUUUUUUUUCUCUGUUGAGGUUUGUGUUUUAGAACCUCACUGGGCUCUCUAGCUGGGGUUCUCGUCUUCUAGAUCCACUGCAUGUUGGUUCUGCCGCUAUCUCUUUUCACCUGGUGGUUGUACACUUGCUGCCCCACACACACUGUACUGUACUGUACUGAGGGGAGGGAGUCUGAAAACAUCGUCAUACCUGCUCCGAGGCUCUUCUCCUGUCGGUUCUACUUCAAUGGGUUCUAGACUGGGUUACACUCAAGAGUUCUAAAGAGAACAGAGCGGACCGACUUGAUGCUGGAAAUAAACUAACUCAACGCUGGAACGGUUCUCCUGGGUUCUCCUGUUCUCUGACCCAAAUGGACUCCCUCCGGAAUCUGAACUGUAGAAAACACCACAGGCCUUUGGUGGAAGGAUACACUUCAUGCCCGUUUGAUGUGAGGGGAGAGUGUCAAGACAAUGUUCUGUUUUAAGUCUCUCUCACACACACACACCAAACUGGACCCUUAAUGACUGAUGUUUUGAAUCCAAACACACCAGGCUCCUCCCCCGCCCCCCCCCCGCCCAUGUCCCUCAACCCUCACUUUUUAUUUUUUUCUUCAUCAGGGGUGACAUCAUCGCCCUUUCAUCCAGUCACAGGCCAAUAGACUUGAUUCACCAUUGGAUGACAACACUUUUCAUUUUCUUCAUUCUGGUUGUUGGUUUUUUAAGGUCAAAAGGUUGUACACUGGAAGAAAAAAAAGGGGGAAUUUCCUUUCUUUAUAGAAGACAAAUGUAGUUCUUCUCGUUGCUGUUCUAUUAUGACAACUUGUUGAUGGUCGAUGGGGUUGUAUCACGCUUCUGUACAGAGAACACAGCAGCCAUCUUUCUUCUCCCCCUCCCCCCAAGGUGUAGUGUGUUCAGAUAUUCAGCCUUUUAUCAAUCAGUAUUUCAUUUUAAAAUUGAUCUCUGAACAAAUUAAUUUAGAACUUCUUGAUUUGUUUGUGUUUUUAAAUCACUUUGUUUGGGUUAAAUAACGCCUCACCUGAGCUUCCCCCCCCCGGGCAUCUUCCUGACUGGUGUCAACAGGGUGGGUGAAGACAACUACUGCUCGAGUUAUUUUCUGUAGGAUGGGUUUGGGUUUUGAUAAUGUGAACGUGCUGCCUUUUUGUAGGAUCAGGCCAAACGUUGUGUCACUGUGCCCACCUUGUGACCGACUAUUCUUGUCGUCAGCGGCGUUGAUUCUAUUUAGUAGGAGCUCUUUCUCCCUCCUUUCUCUGCCAGUGGAAAAGAGUGAGGGGUUUGCUGAGUAAUCUCUAGCCAAAUGAUGGGGGACGGUGUACCUGAGCAAAACGCCUCAGUUCUUUGUUUAAAAAGUCGUUCUGUUAAAUCAUUGUUUUAAGGUGCCGUCUUUACUCUUGCUGUUAUGACUAUAUUUCAGUGUUUUAUUUUGUUUUACAUUUUUUGCUGUAAUUUGAGUCCGACAUUUUAGCCAGUAUUUGGUUGGGAGAGACGGGGGAGUUGACUCCAAAUGUAUUUGUUUUUUUGUGCAAAGAAAUUAUGAAAAGUAAUAAAGCUGGUUGCAUUUAG